Molecule: messenger RNA, 984 nt
Organism: Adineta ricciae
Lineage: Eukaryota; Metazoa; Rotifera; Eurotatoria; Adinetida; Adinetidae
Source: the annotation of a GenBank genome assembly
AUGGCACUUGCAGUGAAUCCUCCUACUACCCUGACGUUCUACGGUCCCUUCAAUGUUGUUUCAACAACGACGCUUAAGUUAUCCAACACAGGCAGUGAUCGACUUGCUUUCAUGCUCAAAACUACAACACCACGCCGAUUUUGUGUUAAGCCAAACAAUGGAUUUCUCGAGCCAAACACGAAUGUCGUUGUUCAAAUCCUUUUGCAACCGUCACUUCCCGGUGCCCCAGACGAUGAGUCCAAUCGUUCUAAAUUUAUGUUAUUAUGGGCCGUAGUGUCUGACAAUGAACAGACUGAUAUUGUUAGUUUUUGGAAACAACAUGAAUCAUUACCUGAAAAAUUACAAAAUAUAAAAUUAACUUGUGCUCUUUGUCCAAAAACGAUUGACAAAGAGACUCAAACGGAUUCAGAUCGCGAAGAUCUGACAUCCACAUCUGAACAGAAUUGUCUCGAUCCGGAGCGUAUUGUUGGAGAUUCGUCUGUAUCAGAACUUGAAUGUCCUAUCUGUCACAACAUUCUAUGGAAGCCCGUAGCGUGUAAGACCUGUGAAAAUGCAUUUUGUGCAUAUUGUAUUCACAAGUGGAUAAAACAACAUGAUUCAAAAUCGGAGAAACUCUGUCCUUUCGCAUGCACCUUCGAGGAAAAACGAGCACCAUCUGUGCUUAACAAACUGUUGUCCAAACUACAAAUCUAUUGUGCUUAUCGCGAUAAUGGAUACCAGCAAAUACUCAAUUAUGAUGCCUUAGAGACUCAUCAAAAGACGUGUGAAUACAAGAGUAUCAUCUGUUCAGUGUGUCACGUCACCAUCACAAAUCAAAAUCUUACUGACAAUUCACACAACAUUCGACAAUGUUUCACUGAUGUUCAAAAGACACAAACUGAUAGUCAAGUGCAAGUACACUUGAUGACGCUUCUCGAUGUUAUCGAUCGGCAGAAUAAACGUAUCGAAGCUCUCGAAAGUCAAAUAAAUGGUAUUCCAUCGUAA